GUCCGGCCAAGUGGGCGCGUCCCGCCGGGGCCGCCGGGAUCUGGUGUCCGCUGCAGCUGGCAGUGCGGCGGGCGCCGGCACGGGCACAAUCGCCGACGGCGUUGGCUAUUAAUAACGCUCCGGGCGAGCCCCGGGUCGCGCAGCCAUGGCCAGCCCGGAACCCCUGCGCGGCGGGGACGGCGCCCGGGCCGCGAGGGAAACACACACGGAGGCCAGUUUUCCUCUCCAGGACUCAGAAUCCCCGAAGGAGGCCAAGACCUUUAACCCAGAGGCCACUCUGUCUUUGGAGGGGACUGUGAACCUAGAGGACAUUCUCUAUCUGGGGGCAUCGGGGGACUUUGAAGAGAGUCUUUAUGAGGAGGAGGAGCCUGAGAAGCCAGAGCCAACACUGUAUAUCGAUGAAUUGAGGCAGCCGGACGAGGCGCUGGACCCGGAAGAGCCUGUGAGUCCAGAGGAGACGCUGUUUGUGAAGGAAUCCGUGAGACCAGAUGAGGUACAAUUCUCAGAGCAGCCUGUGGAGUCAGCUAAGAGCCCAACUGCUGGUGAGGGAGAAAUGGUGACCAUGGAGGAAAGCCUUCCAGCUCAACCGAUUCCCAGCGCAGAGGAGGACCUCAGCGUGGAGGACCUGGAGUUGCUGGAAGGCCGUUUCCAGCAGUGUGUACAAGCUGUGUCUCAGCUGGAAGAGGAGAGGGACCAGCUCAUCCACGAGCUAGUGCUGCUCAGAGAGCCAGCCCUGCAGGAGGUGCAGCAAGUCCACCAGGACAUUCUGGCUGCCUACAAACUGCACGCACAGGCGGAGCUGGAGAGGGACGGGCUCAGGGAGGAGAUCCGGAUGGUGAAGCAGAAGCUGUUCAAGGUGACCAAGGAGUGCGUGGCUUACCAAUACCAGCUGGAGUGCCGCCAGCAGGACGUGGCUCAGUUUGCCGAUUGCAGGGAAGCGCUGACCACUCGGGCAGCCCAGCUCUCUGGAGAACUGACCCAGCUCCGAGAUGCCUAUCAGAAGCAGAAGGAGCAGUUGCAGCAACAACUCGAAGCACCCCCAACCCAGAGCGAUGGGCACUUUCUCCAGGAGAGCCGACGGCUGUCGACACAGUUUGAAAAUCUCAUGGCAGAAAGCCGCCAGGGCCUGGAGGAGGAGUAUGAACCUCAGCUGCUUCGGCUCCUGGAAAGGAAAGAGGCGGGGACCAAAGCUCUGCAGGACACCCAGGCGGAGAUCCAGGAGAUGAGGGAGGCUCUGAGGCCCUUGGAAGCAGAGGCCCGGCAGCUCCAACUUCAGAACAGGAACCUGGAGGACCAGAUCACGCUCGUGAGGCAAAAACGAGACGAAGAGGUUCAGCAGUACAGGGAGCAGCUGGAGGAGAUGGAGGAGAGACAGAGGCAGUUACGCAGCGGGGUGCAAGUUCAGCAACAGAAGAACAAGGAGAUGGAGCGGCUGAGGACAAGCCUCGCAGAAGAGCUUUCCACAUAUAAGGCUAUGCUACCCAAGAGUCUGGAACAGGCUGAUGCACCUACUUCUCAGGCAGGUGGAGUCGAGGCACAAUCCCCAGGGACUGUUUAGAAAUGUAUGGUCGGAUCUAUAACCCAGAAACAAAACAUUUAUCAAAGGAUCACUAGGGAUGGACUUUUCCCAAACCGAUAAGAGUACCAGCACCUGGCAAGCAAUUCACUCUGUAAAACUACAAACACGGGCUGGCUUGCCUAAAAAGAUUAUAAGUUGGCUGGAAGCAGAAUCCCAGGCAACUAGGAUCUGGAUUCUUUUUUGUAGACUGCUGGUCCUGAUCUCAGUGCACUAUGGAAGGGGAAAGCAAGCCUUUUAUCUUCCAGCAGAACCCUGAGUAAUGGAUGUAUCACCACACCUGAAGUAUCAUGAAGAAUGUUAUGGAUUGCUUUGUGCUGACCCAAAUCAAGAACACCUGAGGGAAAAUGUUGGGGUCAAAAGCAGCCAAUUUUUGCUGUAUGGAUCCACGACAGAUUCUUUUGUGCUACAGGUGUUAGAUUUUUAAAUGACUAGCUCACAAAGGCAUCUUCCUCUUCAAGUCUUCACUCACAUAACUUACUUUUUAAAUAGUCACAUUAAAAAACCACCAUCACCAUAAGACCCCACUUAGAUCUGCCUGCCUCUACCUCUGGAGUGCUGGUAUUAAAGGAAUGAUGACAGGCUUGUUUUUUGAGACCAGGUCUCAAGUAGUCUAGGCUGGUUUCUUCUAUCUUGUUAUUGUAGGUCAGGAUGACCUUGAACUUCUGAUCUUGCUUCUACCUCCCAACUGCUGGGACUACAGGUGUGUACCAUCCAGUACUACCCAAGACACGCCCCACCCCUCCAGACUAUUUCGAUACAUCGCUCUGGUUGUUUUGGAACUCAGGAAGAACUCAAACUCACAGAAACCUACUUGCCUCUGCCUCACAAGAGCUAGGAUUAAAAGUAUGCGCCAUCAUACUCAGCUUGAUAAUUCUUAACUCAUGCUAACGUAACCACAAGUCCUAGGAAUCACUUCAGAUUUGGACCAGACAUUUCAUUUUUGAAACUCCCCCCCGCAAAACAUAAAUGGUUCUGGAGGUGAGACAUAAUCUAGUCAGUCCAAGCAAAAGCAGUUCUUUUUUCUGGUUAUCACCAAGUGGCAAUAAAGGCGCUGACUCUUAAGACUAUAUUUUAAAAGUAGGGCUUCCAAUGAAAAACAUGUCAGAUACAAGCUCUCUGUAAACGGUUCAAGUGUCUUUCAAAUUUAAACUCUGCCUUAAGUUCUCUAUCACACUGCCUUUGAGAUUCUUGGAAAGCUAGGUAGCUCUCUAGAAGACUUCAAGAAUAUGUAAUUUUACCAAGGCUAGUUUGUGUACUCUGUUCAGUAAUGUCUUCAAUUUUCCCCAAAUGGAGUAAAGCUCUCUUUCAUCUAUGGUUAUGGGUCUAUUAUGUUUAUUCUGAUCUUGAUAGUCAAAACCAUGGAAAACAAC
Arvicanthis niloticus (Nile rat) is the source of this 2949-nucleotide messenger RNA. RefSeq names its product syncoilin, intermediate filament protein (gene Sync). Gene Ontology annotation, biological process: intermediate filament-based process. The record is from RefSeq and is a predicted model, not a curated record. Lineage: Eukaryota; Metazoa; Chordata; Mammalia; Rodentia; Muridae. Gene Ontology annotation, cellular component: sarcolemma; cytosol; Z disc.